UCCUCCUCACUCGCCCGCCCGCGCCCGGCGCAGCUUGGCCAAAGCGAACACCGGGCUGAGCGCGCGUCCGCCUGGGGGCUCCGGCGGCUGCCCCGGCCCGCGGCCCCCUCCAGUGCUCCCGCCUUCCCUUUCUUGUCCGCUGCCUCCCACGUUCUUCAGCUCCCGCUCCGUCCACCCGCCCCGCAACCAGCGGCUCGGAGCCUCCAGCAGCCACGAUGCCCGCGGCCCGGCCGCCCGCCGCGGGACUCGGCGGGAUCUUGCUGCUCUUCGCUCUGUUCCUGGGGAGCCCCGCGGCAGCUCUGGCAGGAGAUGCACCACCAGAGGGAGACACUGGCCUCUCAGACACUUACCUUCUGCCGUCAGAAGCCCUGGGGAGCAGCAGUCUGAGCAAAGAGCUCCCCCGAGAGAAGGUGACAAUGGCCCCUCUGAAUCCAUCGAACCCUGCACAGUCCGGGGAAGAGCUUCUGGAGCCUGAGUUGGAAGGGGCAGCCCCCUCAGCCCCCUCAGCCCCCUCAGCCCCCUCAGUGGGUCGAGACCCUGAGGCCCUGUCAGCCCUGUGGACGCAACCUCCAGAAGAGGCGAGCAGCAAGCACACCACUGCCCCUCGGAAGAAGCUGCCCUCGCUCAAGCAGGUGAACUUGGCCAGGAAACAGCUGAGGCCCAAGACCCCGUCCACAGCAGCCCUCCCAAGGGCUGGGGCCCAGCCAGCGCCCACAGGCCCACGCUCCCUCUCCUCCAUCACCGAGGAGCCCCGUCCACCAGCCGACCUGGACCCAGUGGCCUCGGCAGGCGAGGACACUCUGCAGCUGUCCUCGGAGGAGCCCAUCUGGCUGGACAGGAAGGAAAGUGCACUCCCCACCACACCCGCCCCACUGCAGAUCUCCCCCUUCACCUCGCAGCCCUUCAUGGCUCCCACCCUGCCCCAGAAACCGGACCCUGGGGAGCCGGUGGUGCCUGAGGAGGCUCAAGAGGCGCCUCCGGAGGACGCGAGUCCCAUGACCUUGAUGGACAAAGGUGAGAAUGAGCUGACCGGGUCAGCUUCGGAGGAGAGCCAGGAGACCACCACGUCCACCAUCAUCACCACCACAGUCAUCACCACCGAGCAGGCCCCAGCUCUCUGCAGUGUGAGUUUCUCUGACCCUGAAGGCUACAUCGACUCCAGUGACUACCCACCGCUGCCCCUCAACAACUUCCUGGAGUGCACAUACAAUGUGACUGUCUACACUGGCUAUGGGGUAGAGCUGCAGGUGAAGAAUGUGAACCUGUCUGAAGGGGAGCUCCUCUCCAUCCGUGGAGUGGACGGGCCCACCCUGACCGUCCUGGCCAACCAGACACUCCUGGUAGAAGGACAGGUCAUCAGAAGCCCCACCAACACCAUCUCUGUUUACUUCCGGACCUUCCAGGAUGAUGGCCUUGGAACCUUCCAGUUGCACUACCAGGCCUUCAUGCUGAGCUGCAGCUUCCCCCGCCGGCCCGACUUCGGUGACGUGACCGUGAUGGACCUGCACUCGGGCGGGGCAGCACACUUCCACUGCCACCUGGGGUAUGAGCUCCAGGGUGCCAGGACGCUGACGUGUAUCAACGCCUCCAAGCCCCACUGGAGCAGCCAGGAGCCCGUCUGCUCAGCUCCUUGUGGAGGGGCCGUGCACAACGCCACCAUCGGCCGAGUCCUCUCCCCAAGUCACUCCGGAAAUUCCAAUGGGAGCCAGUUCUGUGUGUGGACCAUCGAGGCUCCGGAAGGCCAGAAGCUGCACCUGCACUUUGAGAGGCUGUCACUGCAUAAGAAGGACAGGAUGCUGGUCUACAGCGGGCUGACCAACAAGACUGCUCUGCUCUACGACUCCCUCCAGACAGAGAGUGUCCCCUUCGAGGGCCUGCUGAGCGAAGGCCACACCAUCCGCAUCGAGUUCACCUCCGACCAAGCGCGGGCAGCCUCCGCUUUCAACAUCCGGUUCGAGGCCUUUGAGAAAGGCCACUGCUAUGAGCCCUACAUUCAGAAUGGGAAUUUCACCACCUCUGACCCCACCUAUAACAUCGGGACCAUAGUGGAGUUUACCUGCGACCCUGGCCACUCUCUGGAGCAAGGCCCAGCCAUCAUCGAGUGCAUCAACGUGCGGGACCCGUACUGGAACGACACAGAGCCCCUGUGCAGAGCAAUGUGUGGUGGGGAGCUCUCUGCUGUGGCUGGGGUGGUGCUCUCCCCAAACUGGCCAGAACCCUACGUGGAAGGUGAAGAUUGUGUCUGGAAGAUACACGUAGGGGAGGAGAAACGGAUCUUCCUAGAUAUCCAGUUCCUCAACCUGAGCAACAGCGACAUCCUGACCAUCUACGACGGAGAUGAGGUCACACCCCACAUCUUGGGGCAGUACCUUGGCAGCAGCGGGCCGCAGAAGCUGUACUCCUCCACGCCGGACCUGACCAUCCAGUUCCACUCGGACCCCGCCGGCCUCAUCUUCGGGAAGGGCCAGGGCUUUACCAUGAACUACAUCGAGGUGUCAAGGAAUGACUCCUGCUCAGAUUUGCCUGAGAUCCAGAAUGGCUGGAAAACCACGUCUCAUACGGAGCUUGUGCGGGGAGCCAAAAUCACCUACCAGUGUGACCCCGGCUAUGACAUUGUGGGAAGCGACACCCUCACGUGCCAGUGGGACCUCAGCUGGAGCAGCGACCCCCCAUUUUGUGAGAAAAUCAUGUACUGCACCGACCCCGGAGAAGUGGCUCACUCGACCCGCUUGAUCUCGGACCCUGUGCUGCUGGUGGGCACCACCAUCCAAUACACCUGCAACCCGGGCUUUGUGCUUGAAGGGAGCUCUCUGCUCACGUGCUACAGCCGAGAAACCGGCACCCCCAUCUGGACAUCACGCCUGCCCCACUGUGUCUCGGAGGAAUCUCUGGCAUGUGACAACCCAGGAUUACCUGAAAACGGGUACCAAAUCCUGUACAAGCGGCUCUACCUGCCGGGGGAGUCCCUCACCUUCAUGUGCUAUGAAGGCUUCGAGCUCAUGGGUGAAGUGACCAUCCGCUGCAUCCUGGGACAGCCGUCCCACUGGAACGGGCCACUGCCGGUCUGCAAAGUUAAUCAAGACAGCUUUGAACAUGCUUUAGAAGUAGCAGAAGCGGCAGCAGAGACCUCGCUGGAAGGGGGCAACAUGGCCCUGGCUAUCUUCAUCCCGGUCCUCGUCAUCUCCUUACUGCUGGGAGGAGCCUACAUUUAUAUCACCAGAUGUCGCUACUACUCCAACCUCCGCCUGCCCCUCAUGUACUCACAUCCCUACAGCCAGAUCACCGUGGAAACCGAGUUUGACAACCCCAUCUAUGAGACUGGGGAAACCAGAGAGUAUGAAGUUUCCAUCUAAGGGGAGCUCCAGUGGAGAGGGAACUGGCAGAUAGGAACGCAACUACAACCUCCUCGAGAAAUUCAUCCAGAGAUCAUGUGGCAUUCGAUAGAAACCCCAGAGUGUCAGCUGUCUUUUCUUUAGACUCCUUAUUGAAGAUUUACUGUUUUCUUCGCUGUAUUUAUUAUAUUUAAAAUUGAAAUAGGUGUGGUUGGAUGCAGCCAAGUUCAUGGUACAGCCUAAAAUCUGAAGGCAGGUCGCAGCCCUAGAGGGAAAUAAAACCAGUGACUGUCCCAUCAGCAGCGCCACACUGGGGCUGCAUCAAUUGCAUGGAUCUCCAGGACCCCUGGUGUACGUAUUACAGCCCAAGCCCCAAGACUAGGUUGCAAAGAGUAUUUCUUGUUGGACUAAGUUGGGCUGCAAUUUAGCACAGAUAUUUUAACAGGUCCACUCCCAACCCCCCCAAUGCCCUCCCUUCCAAUUUGCUGGCUUCUGGAAGGCCUUGACACACCCUUCCCUCCUGUGGUCUUCCUGAAGGCAGCCGAAGAGGUGACAACAUGAGCAGUCUCUCUGACCAGCCUGGCCUCGCUGGCUGCUGGCACGAUAAGAAAAUGUUUUCUUCCUAGAAAGAGGGCAGAUGACAACGGAAAGCUUUUAGAGAAGAUGAGAGAUCUGAGAGUUAGAAUGAAGAAGUUGGUGGGAGUGGGGGGUGCUGAAUGAGGGGAUUGAGUUAAUGGCAUUUCUCUUCUUUGACAUUUAAGCACUGAUGAAAGAAAGUGCAGGUUAUCUACAAGUGCUAAAGUCCAUUGCCUUGUUCAGCAAGGUCCCCGUCCUGCAGGGACACACCCUCCAGGGGACAGACCCACAGAGCUGGGCUGGGCAACCCCACCCACAGAGCCAGGGGCUUGCUAUGGCAGGGAAGCGCUGCACCCUGAAAUCCAGGACUGAGCAGCUUUUCUCCCAGGGUGCUAGAAUGCCUGAGCCCUCCACAUAAGGGGAGAUGUACAUGCAUUGUUGCUCUAAAAAGUGUCACCUUCAGAAAAAAAUUGCAGUCCAGUAUUGGUGGGACUUGGGGAUGGGAGAAUAAGGAAGACACAGUGUGGGAAGGAGGAACCUAUGAGGAAAGUACCUACUCUUCUAUUCUCUGAAGCUCUGGCCAGAUACUGAGAGGCAGCGUGAAAGCUGCCCAAAGAGAUGCAGACAAAGAGAAAGGGAGAAGAAUUGAAACAACAUGGAACCCACAUCACAGGAUCAGACACCCAUGAGGAGAGGAGGGAUUUCAGGUCAGAAAGGGGUUCCUUGUGUCUUCAUCUCAUGGGCAUCCUCAUGUGUCCCAACCUAAUGGGACAUGGAGUUAUGUGGCCAGCUGGAAGAAUCUUUUCUAAAUACAGGAAUAAAGCAGAGGCAGGAAGCGAAGAGACCGGAAGGAAUAGUGAGUCGGAGGCCGAUACACCACCCUCCUGGGCCCCCAGUGACGCCAGCGGGGGUGACUUGGAGUCCUCCGGGGCACCUCUCACCUUAGAAGGUUUGCAAACAAGCAAAGGCUUCCUUGGGAGAGUGGUUGGUAUCCAUAUUGGGGGGGGAGGGUUUGUUUAGGAAGCGUUUCAAGAGGGGGGGGGCAAUAGACUUUGCACACACCCUUACUCCCUCCUCUCAACAAGGAACUCGGCGAUCACAUUUGGGGGUCAGAGAAUCCUGAAUAGAUGGAGGCUCCUUGAGGCAAGAGGUCAUUAGAGGUUGCUUUCUAGACGCCCCAAAGUCCACCCUGUUUUACAAAAGAACCCGAGGAGACAUACUCCAGUCCUGCAGUGAGCAACACUGUGUUUAAAGAACAGCCAACGAUGCCAAUGAUGUAAACUUUUCUUUUUCUUAAGGCAGAAUCCAAUUUUUUGCUUUUAUUUCUAUUUGAUUCUUUAUUCUAACCGUACCCCUGGGUCAUCUGGAAUGAAAAACUCUAUUAAUGAUGUUUGAUUUUAGGACACACUAUGGUUAUGUGAAAACUAACCAUUUGCCUUCUGGAAAGACUGACAAAAUAUAAAAUCUUUAUUCUAACCUUGUUCCCUAAAACUGGCCAGACCAUGGACCAAGACCUUUUAUGGGCUAUUGGAGAGCUAGAAAAGGUGUGAUUUUUCUUUUCAGGAUAUCAGUGUCUUAGUUCUGUCUUAGUAGUACAGCACCUGUAACCACGUUUUAAAAGUUUGUUUUAGCCUAGAGAUGGAUAUGCCGAUUCGACAAUGUACAGUGUGAUUGAAAAGACAGGUUGGUGUCUAUUUUUCUUUUUAAAAUAUCUGAAUGUGUAUUUGUAAUAUGUAAAGGUUUAAAAAUAAUAAUAAUAGUGCCAAAAAUGUACCAGGAUCUCCUUUCAGUUCAUAUAUGUCUGUUUUUAUAAGAUCAAUAUGAAAACCCAUUGGAAUUAAAUAUUUUUGAACAGGAUACACUCUUGAGAAACUCGAGAAUGGACUGAACCUUCCUACAAGCCACUCUUUGUUUUUGAAACAGUGGGGAAAUGCGUUUACAGAGAUUUCGAGCUUUCCAGAAUUCGUGUGAUGACGUGUAUUACAUGCUCAUUCUUCUAAGCUCUAUCUGUCAGCUGCCGCCCUGUGCUUUAAAAGUGCGCACGCUACCCUCCUCAGCUUGGGGCUCAUUCUUUUGCUUUUUAGGGGAGGGGAGCAGUAGACUUGUUUAGCCCACCUGAGUAUUCUGGUCACUACCAGAUGACCAACUUGGACUUAGCUGCAUAGAUGUGCAUUAAACUUGAGCUUUCAAAACCAGCUCCCUGGAGAGCUGGGAGCUUGGAAACCGCCAAGCCUUCCAGCAGCAAGCAAGGUGGCUUCAUUGUCGAGACAGCGGAGGAACAGGAGACAUGGCAGGUGUGUGGGUAGAGGCGCGAGUCUUGGGCAAAAACGGCCUUUCUGUGGCGUGAACCCCAAAGGGAUGACUUUCCUGGGCCCUUGGUAGGGCAGCCGGGUAUGGGAGGGCAGAUGUCAUAGAGUUGCUCUGCACCCCCAAAGGCAGGCUUUCUCCUGGGAAAUUUUCACUUUCAUUUUCUCCCCAAAUGGAAUUAAAAAAAAAAUAGCAAAACAAACUUUCUAAGCUAGAAAAAUGAACUUUAAUCAUUUUCCACUUUGUAUAUAUUGAUGCUAAUAAAACAA
Condylura cristata (star-nosed mole) is the source of this 6484-nucleotide messenger RNA. It is a transcript of the gene SEZ6L, whose product is annotated as seizure related 6 homolog (mouse)-like. The coding region runs from base 216 to 3353 and encodes 1045 amino acids. Gene Ontology annotation, biological process: synapse maturation. The record is from RefSeq and is a predicted model, not a curated record. NCBI's taxonomy places the organism in Eukaryota, Metazoa, Chordata, Mammalia, Eulipotyphla, Talpidae. Gene Ontology annotation, cellular component: endoplasmic reticulum; neuronal cell body. The transcript has 17 exons.